This is a messenger RNA of Benincasa hispida (wax gourd), 1807 nucleotides long. Its product is annotated as Basic-leucine zipper (bZIP) transcription factor family protein. Gene Ontology annotation, biological process: positive regulation of DNA-templated transcription. The record is from RefSeq and is a predicted model, not a curated record. Gene Ontology annotation, molecular function: DNA-binding transcription factor activity. Gene Ontology annotation, cellular component: nucleus. Lineage: Eukaryota; Viridiplantae; Streptophyta; Magnoliopsida; Cucurbitales; Cucurbitaceae.
UAGAAACUUCAAAACAAAAGAAUUAUAUAAAUAAAUAUUAACUUUAUUAUAAUCUCUCAUUGACCGGCAACCGGCUAAUCCAGGUUCCAUCUUCCUCCUUCGCUCUCUGCAACGUCUCACGCGCUCUCACUCGCCAUGUUUCUUUCUCUCGAACUCCCCAGUUCACACCCACCAACAGAAAAAAACCACAAAGCCUCGCCGCUCUCAAAUCCCAACUCAUUCGUUCACACACCCCAUACAAAUUCUUCUGUAACACCCAUCAAGAUUCCCCACCCGACUUUCGAGAGAAUCUCUGCGAAUUCCUUGCCUAUUUUGACGACCAAUAUAUGGCAUCAUCCAAGCUCUUCCCAUCUUCCACUUCGCGAAUUUCGGAUCUAUCUCGAGGUUCUUCUUCUUCUUCUUCUUCUUCUUCUUCCUCUUCUGCUUCCCUUUUAAAACCCCAAUUUCUCUCCAAUCGCCGCUCGAGGAAUUAUGAUAACCCCCCAUCUCGUAGUCGACCCCAUACUCUUACUUCAAUGACCGUCGAUGGCUUACUUCGUAAUGGGUACGAUUCCAAUAAUCCCACGGAAUCGUCUAUUCUCUUAGAUGCACAGAUUACUCUCGUUGAUUCCCCUAACCCCACUUCUCUUCCCAUGAAUUCUACCACACCCACCACCACUAAUUCCUCUGCCGUCAUUGAUAGCAAUCACGAUUCUUCUUCCGGUGCGCCGCCGCUCAAGACUGUGGAUGAUGUGUGGAGGGAGAUUGUUUCUGGUGAGAGGAAGGAAUUGAAGGAGGAGAUUACUGAUGGGGUGUUAACCCUCGAGGAAUUUCUUUCGAAAUCUGGAGCUGUGCCUGUUGAGGAUGUUAAAUUGCCGCAGACUGAGAGGCUGAGUGGAGGGAUUUUUUCGUUUGAUCCAAUUCCUUCCACCACAUUUCAGGCAUUGGAUAAGGUUGAAGGAUCCAUUAUUGGGUUUGCUAAUGGGGUCGAUUUGAUUGGAAGUGGUGGAAGUGGGGGGAGGGACAAAAGAGGGCGAGCUGCUUUAGAACCUUUAGAUAAGGCUGCAGAGCAAAGACAGAGGAGGAUGAUCAAGAACAGGGAGUCUGCAGCAAGGUCUAGAGAACGGAAGCAGGCUUAUCAAGUGGAAUUAGAGUCGUUAGCUGUAAGAUUAGAGGAGGAGAAUGAGCGGCUUUUGAGGGAAAAGGCUGAGAGGACUAAAGAGAGGUUCAAGCAGAUAAUGGAAAAGGUGAUUCCUGUGGUUGAAAAGCGACGACCCCCACGAGUCAUUCGGCGAGUUAAUUCCAUGAAAUGGUGAUCUAUUCAUCUUCCACGAGAUGGGUACAAUCAAUAACAAAAGCAGUAAGGACAAGAAGAGACAGAAGAGAGAACUAGGCAAUAGUAUUUAACAGUUACUUAAAAACAUAUUCUUUGCUACUGAUGGUUGAGGAACAUGAGAGGAAAAGUGGUGGCAAUCACAAAUCCUUUUAUUAUAGAACUGAGUGGCAGAGACAAAACAACAGCACCAGGAUACAUGAAAGCCAGAUGAUUUAUAGGCGUUAUUAAGACAAAGUGGAUCAGAGCAAAUAAAAAAGAUAGAAACUUGAGGUGCUCAACUUGUCUCUAUCUCACAUUUUUCUUUUUUUCUAAAUGCAUGAGAGAGUAAAUAGAGGAAGAAGUUGAGUUGAGUAGAUUUUUUUUUGGUUCAAAUUAUGGUUUUGUUGGAUAGUGGAAAUCUAACAACAUAUGACAAAACUAUGCCUUGUUUUGUUAUAAUACAUACUUGCUUGAAUAGUUUGGUGGUAAUAGAGGUAUAUAAUUUAUAAUUUA